Molecule: messenger RNA, 1595 nt
Organism: Ailuropoda melanoleuca (giant panda)
Lineage: Eukaryota; Metazoa; Chordata; Mammalia; Carnivora; Ursidae
Gene: NDUFAF5
Product: NADH:ubiquinone oxidoreductase complex assembly factor 5
Exons: 11
Coding region: 94-1131 (345 amino acids)
Biological process (GO): mitochondrial respiratory chain complex I assembly
Cellular component (GO): mitochondrion
Molecular function (GO): S-adenosylmethionine-dependent methyltransferase activity
Source: RefSeq, a predicted model, not a curated record
CUGGGCCAAACUACUUCCCCUUUUCCUCUGCGGCGGAGCCGCGGUGGCGCAUGUGCACUAUAAGUGCGCCUGCAAGUGGCGUUACUGCUGGACAUGCUGCGCUCGGGCUGUCUCUGGCUCUUGCGGCGGCGACCUCCGGCGGCGGGGGUCGCAGUAAAGAACUUCGGUCUCAGGAAGGUCGCCUCCGGCGUCUCUACCCCGGGCAGCACGUCUCCCAGAGCCCUAAAUAUCUUCGACCGGGAUUUGAAGAGAAAACAGAAAAACUGGGCGGCCCGGCAACCUGAGCCUAUGAAGUUUGACUACCUGAGGGAGGAGGUUGGAAGUCGGAUCGCAGACCGUGUGUAUGACAUAACCAGAAAUUUUUCCCUUGCUUUGGAUGUUGGUUGUGGAAGAGGUUACAUAGCACAACAUUUGAAUAAGGAAACUGUUGGAAAGUUUUUCCAAGUAGACAUUGCAGAAAAUGCUUUGAAAAAUAUCUUAGAAAUGGAAAUUCCUACUGUCAGUGUUAUAGCUGAUGAAGAGUUCCUUCCCUUCAGAGAAAAUACCUUUGACCUGGUGGUUAGCAGUUUAAGUUUACACUGGGUGAAUGACCUUCCUAGAGCGCUUGAACAGAUUCACUAUGUUUUAAAACCAGAUGGAGUAUUUAUUGGCGCAAUGUUUGGAGGUGACACACUCUAUGAACUUCGGUGUUCGUUACAGUUAGCAGAAACAGAAAGGGAAGGAGGAUUUUCUCCACACGUUUCUCCUUUCACUGCAGUCAAUGACUUAGGACAUCUGCUUGGGAGAGCUGGCUUUAAUACACUGACUGUGGAUACUGAUGAAAUUCAAGUUAACUAUCCUGGGAUGUUUGAAUUGAUGGAAGAUUUACAAGGUAUGGGUGAGAGUAACUGUGCUUGGAAUAGAAAAGCCCUGCUGCACCGAGACACGAUGUUGGCGGCGGCUGCCGUGUACAGAGAAAUGUACAGAAAUGAGGAUGGUUCAGUACCUGCCACAUAUCAGAUCUAUUACAUGAUAGGGUGGAAAUACCAUGAUUCACAGGCAAGACCAGCUGAAAGAGGUUCGGCAACUGUGUCAUUUGGAGACCUGGGAAAAAUAAACAAGCUUAUGUCACAGGAGAAAAAGUCACAAUAAAUAUUUUAUUUAGUGUUAACGUAGUCCAGAAUUUUCAUCAGAGAUAAUUUUCACAUCUGUAAUUAUUACAUUUUGGAGCAAGAAGCAGUCUGUAAGCGAUGUACUCUCAGACCUGUAGUAAUUAGAAUAACCUAACCCUGCAUCUACGUUUGGUAACCCUUUCAGUUUAGCGUGGUUUCUGUUUUCUUAUGGAUACUCUUACCUGGUGAUUCGAAUGUCUUAUUUACAGAUUCAGCCCAAAAGCAAGAAGAUACUUCAAUGAAAAAUCCACAGAUAUGUUAUAUAUAAAUGCCUGACUUGAUGGAAAAGCAUUGCUCGCGCUGACAUUUUGUACCUUUUUCUCCUUCCGAUCUUUUGUUAUUGCCGUGAGAGGCCGAUAGCCAUGGAGAUGAGAGGAAGGACAAGUUGGUAGAUUCUCUAGAGUUCUGGAUCAUUUGGAAUAAAACCGUUUUUAUAAUCACUAA